AUUCGGCAUUUGGUGUGACUUGUCAGCAUCGUUCGUGAAUAGUUUAGGUCAAACAUGGCAAGAUUGGUUCAAAUUGUUCUCACCGUUUGCUUCGUGCAGGUAUCGUUAGCACGCGUUACCCCUCCAGCCGCAGCGGAAGAUUUUUUCAAAAAUAUCGCCGAUUUCGGAAACCAUGUUCAAAAGGCUCUCACCGAUACUCAAGAAAGUGUCGUCAAGUCGCUCGGGUUUCAAUCCAAUAAGGAUGUGGUGGAAACUUUGCAGAACAACACCCAUAAAUAUGUGGAACAGCUCAAGGCCGUGCACACGACGCUCCAAAAGCACGCUGAAAAACAUUCGAAACAAAUUGAACCAGUGGUCAAAAAUCUGAAUGCUAAAUUGGCUGAAACCACGCAAAAGUUAAGCGAACGAAAUCCGGCACUGGUUCAGAAGGCCAAGGAGUACCAGGAGUCUGUUCAGAACAGUAUUCAGUCGUUGGUGACGGAAGCCCAAAAGGCUGGCGAGCGCUUGAAAGAGGAAAGCCGCGGUGCUACCGAUGAAUUGCAGACCGCCCUGAAGCAAUUGUUCGAUCUGACCGUACAAAAUCUGCAGCAGACAGCAAGCGAGCUAGAAUCCAAGAAAACGAAAACGGUCUAAGAUUAGUUUGGGUGUACUAUUGCUGCACUAGCAUAGAACUGAUUGUGAUGGACAA
Topomyia yanbarensis is the source of this 688-nucleotide messenger RNA. RefSeq lists its product as uncharacterized. The transcript is spliced from 2 exons. The coding region runs from base 55 to 633 and encodes 192 amino acids. Gene Ontology annotation, molecular function: lipid binding. The record is from RefSeq and is a predicted model, not a curated record. Gene Ontology annotation, biological process: lipid transport. Gene Ontology annotation, cellular component: extracellular region. NCBI's taxonomy places the organism in Eukaryota, Metazoa, Arthropoda, Insecta, Diptera, Culicidae.